Molecule: messenger RNA, 2994 nt
Organism: Brienomyrus brachyistius
Lineage: Eukaryota; Metazoa; Chordata; Actinopteri; Osteoglossiformes; Mormyridae
Gene: top3b
Product: DNA topoisomerase III beta
Exons: 17
Coding region: 314-2905 (863 amino acids)
Biological process (GO): DNA topological change
Cellular component (GO): nucleus
Molecular function (GO): DNA binding; DNA topoisomerase type I (single strand cut, ATP-independent) activity
Source: RefSeq, a predicted model, not a curated record
GUGGAAGUUCCUUCCGGCAUUAACCGGAAGUGUCAUGACGUAAGACUGUCAUGGCGACGUCCUGUACCUAGUUAUGAAUUUUAUUCGUUGCACUCAAUAUUCAAUUGAAUUCAUUGUAUCUAAAGGAAAAUUUGACAUAUUAGUACUUAUUUUAUAUAAACACAUCUGUUAAUUUCAAUUUGAUAUGCAUUAUAGAUAUUAGCAAUGCAUUAAUUACGGUUUGGAGAACUGGUCGUUGCCGGGGGAGAGUUCGCAUUAUAAGGGCGUUUAUCCAUAGUUUUUCCCCGGCUCUUUUCUCUGUCGUUUCGCCACGAUGAAGACGGUUAUUAUGGUGGCCGAGAAACCGUCGCUGGCACAGUCGAUCGCAAAAAUUUUGUCUAAAGGUAACUGCAUUAGCCGCAAGGGCCUGAACGGAGCGUGCUCAGUGCAUGAGUACGCCGGCAGCUUCAUGGGCCAGGCUGUCCGCUUCAAGAUGACAUCUGUCUGUGGUCAUGUGAUGAGCCUGGACUUCAUAGGGAAGUAUAAUAACUGGGACAAGGUGGACCCCGCUGAGCUCUUCAGCAAAGCUCCCACAGAGAAGAAGGAAGCGAACCCCAAGCUGAACAUGGUCAAGUUCCUGCAGGUAGAAGCCAAGGGAUGUGACUCUGUUGUUUUGUGGCUGGACUGUGACAAAGAGGGUGAAAACAUCUGUUUUGAGGUACUGGACGCUAUCCAGCCGGUGAUGAACAGGGCUUUUAGUAAUGAGCAGACCGUGUACCGGGCCAAGUUCAGCUCCAUCACUGACACAGAUAUCUGCAACGCCAUGAACCGCCUGGGGCAGCCCAACCGCAACGAAGCUCUGUCUGUGGAUGCCCGCCAGGAGCUGGAUCUGCGCAUCGGCUGUGCCUUUACACGGUUUCAAACCAAAUAUUUCCAAGGGAAAUAUGGCAACCUGGACUCCUCGCUGAUCUCCUUUGGACCCUGCCAAACCCCCACCCUGGGCUUCUGUGUGGAGCGCCAUGAUAAGAUCCAGUCUUUCAAAUCUGAGACCUACUGGGUGAUCCAGGCUAAGGUGUUCAAGGGGAAGGACAGCCCCGUGAUGUUGGACUGGGACCGGAUGCGAGUCUUCGACAGGGAGGUCGGCCAGAUGUUCGUCAACAUCAGCAAGGAGUCCCGUGAGGCGAGGGUGGAGUCGGUGAGUAAGAAGGAGAAAGUAAAGCAGAGACCCCUGGCCCUGAACACGGUGGAAAUGCUCAGGGUAGCCAGCUCUGCCCUUGGUAUGGGUCCUCAGCACACUAUGCAGAUUGCAGAGCGCCUCUACACCCAGGGCUACAUCAGCUACCCACGCACGGAGACCACGCAUUACCCCGAGAACUUCGACCUGAAGGGCACCCUGCGGCAGCAGGCCAGUAACCCCUUCUGGGCUGAUGCGGUAAAGGUGUUGCUUGCGGACGGACUGAACCGCCCCAGGAAGGGGGCGGAUGCUGGUGACCACCCCCCAAUAACCCCCAUGAGAGCUGCGUCUGAGAGCGAGCUGGGAAGUGAUGGCUGGCGGCUGUAUGAGUACAUCACACGGCACUUCAUCGCCACUGUCAGCCAGGACUGCAAAUACCUCCAGACCACCAUCGCCUUCAGCAUCAGCACAGAGAGCUUCUCCUGCACGGGGAAAACUCUGCUAUCGGCUGGCUUCACAGAGGUCAUGCCCUGGCAAGGGUUGACAGUCGAGGAGAGUCUGCCGUCAUGCGAGACAGGAGACACCUUCACUGUGGAUGAGAUCAAGCUGGUGGAGAAGCAGACCAGCCCACCUGACUAUCUCACAGAGGCGGAGCUCAUCACGCUGAUGGAGAAGCACGGGAUUGGAACGGAUGCAAGCAUCCCUGUCCACAUCAACAACAUCUGCCAGAGGAACUACGUCACGGUGGAAGGCGGCCGCCGGCUCAAGCCCACCAACCUGGGCGUCGUGCUGGUGCACGGCUACUACCGGAUAGACGCUGAGCUGGUGCUGCCCACCAUCCGCAGCGCGGUUGAGAAGCAGCUCGGCCUCAUCGCUCAGGGCAAGGCUGACUUCCAGCAGGUUCUGCUGCACACGCUGGACAUCUUCAAGAGGAAGUUCCACUACUUUGUAGACUCCAUCGCAAGCAUGGAUGAGCUGAUGGAGGUCUCCUUCUCGCCCAUCGCAGACACAGGGAAGCCACUGUCACGCUGUGGCAAAUGCCAUCGCUUCAUGAAAUACAUCCAGGCCAAGCCCAGCCGCCUCCAUUGCUCACACUGCGACGAGACGUACAGCCUGCCGCAGAACGGUGCCAUCAAGCUGUACCGUGAACUGCGCUGCCCGCUGGACAACUUCGAGCUGGUGCUGUGGAGCUCCGGGGCACGGGGAAAGAGCUACCCAUUGUGCCCCUACUGCUACAGCAACCCACCGUUCAGGGACAUGAAGAAAGGAAUGGGCUGCAAUGAGUGCACGCACCCGUCAUGCCAACACUCACUGAGCGCGCUGGGCAUCGGCCAGUGUGUGGAGUGCGAUGCCGGCGUCCUGGCCCUGGACCCCGCCUCAGGGCCCAAGUGGAAGAUGGCGUGCAACCGUUGCAGCGUGGUUGUGCAGUUCUUUGAACAUGCGCACCGCGUGCAGGUGACGGCGGAGAGCUGCGAGGCCUGCGAGGCUGCCCUGGUCUCCGUGGACUUCAGUAAAGCACAUUCGCCACUGCCUGGGAACGCCACCCAACACACUGGCUGCGUUUUCUGCGACCCUGUCUUCCAGGACCUGGUGGAACUGAAGCACGCCACCAUGAGGCACCCCAUGCAUCGUGGGGGCCAGGCCCGCCGGCAGGGAGGGCGGGGCCGAGGCCGGGGCCGACGUCCGGGAGGGAGAGGCAACCCGAAGAAACCUAAGGACAAGAUGGCCGCCCUGGCAGCGUACUUUGUUUAGCGAACAGCAAUCUAAGUGUUCCUGUUGACAUCAGCGCUGUUUAUCUGUGUUCAUUUAACUUAGAAUAAAUUUAUACACAAAAAAAAUCA